Molecule: messenger RNA, 3381 nt
Organism: Blumeria graminis f. sp. triticale
Lineage: Eukaryota; Fungi; Ascomycota; Leotiomycetes; Helotiales; Erysiphaceae
Source: the annotation of a GenBank genome assembly
AUGUCUCCUAGAUCCGAUCAUCCGACUCUCGGCUACCUACCUUCGCACACUAUGUGCCGCUCGGGAACAUCGACAGCAAAUACAUCUCCAACGGAGCCGUCAAAUGGUAACACAUCCCAGCAACGCUCUACCUAUACUCUACCGGGUGGAAUUCAUGCCGCCAGUAAAAUGGCUAAUCAUAUACGCUCGGGGGCUGGCUCUCCAUCGCUCGAUCUUGGUAGCUCUAGUCGACUGUUUUCCAAAAGGGCUCGGGAGAUUCAAGCCCAGGAAGGCGUAUCACUAAAUGUAUGGGGACCCCCUACCAGCGGAAAUUCCACACCUCUCCGUGAGAAUAUUCCUGAAUCUCCAACGGACGGGUUUCCCGACUACUCGCGUUCUUCUCCCCAAGAGUCUCAAGCCUCUACAACCCGCAGAGCUAGGGCCGGAACAGUCCCAUCCCGCUUCUCUCCUGGUGGGAUAACUAACAAUGCAGCAUCUCAACCUACAACGAUUAACAAAGCACCCCGGCCAGCUCCUCUUCCAUCAUUCAAGCCCCCAUCUCCUACUUCCGCUGAGAUGGUCGCUAACGGAACUGCUGCCUUGUUGUCUCGCUUAAGGGCCGGGUCUACUCCCCAAAGAAGUCCCUAUGCUCCGAGCUCAGCAGGUCCAUUUGGACCUUCGGUCUUCUCCACUAAUUGGCCGUCUGGACGAGAGCGAACAUCGACGCUGGUCAGCAUUGCCAGCCAGGGAUCUAACAACCCAGGAUCCCCAUCUCCAUCCGUCUUUUCGAGGGAAGGCGGCGGUGAUAACGAUAUGCAGAUGAGAACACUCGAUUACCUCGGCUUGGCAGAUACUCCUCAACCUCCACGGGCAACACUAGUCAAUCCGUUACUCGCAAAUCUUGCCGAUAUUUCAAAGCAAUCAAGUCGAUUCCGGUCAUACUCGGUUAAUGCCAAAGAAAAGUAUGCAGAGGAAGAAGAGAGCGAGUACACAUCUGCAAACUUGCUACCGUUCGAAGCGCAGCAAGCUCAACUUCAGAUGCAGCUCGCUGCUACACAUGCAGCAAUCCAACAGCAUAAUCUAGCUGUUCAGGCCUUUGCGAGUCAAGCAUCCGUAAACCGACCACGAGCCCGAACCGCAGGUGUUCUUGAGGCUCCAGUCUCACGGAUUAUGAAAAAUUACUACCCAAGUGUAUCGCGUAUAGAUAGUGGCUUGAAUUCUUCCGAGCUAGGAUUAAACGAUGAAUACGAAGAACUUCCCUCUGCCGUUGCGGCCAUGUCCAUGGGGCGAUCGACGAGCCGAAACGACCAUUUUAAUAUUGACGAUAACCCCGAAGGGCCAACUCGAGCACUAUGGCUUGGCAGCAUUCCUCUCUCAACCACUGUUUCAACAUUAACAGAGAUGUUUAAGCACCAUGGUCCUAUUAUAUCUGCGCGAGUUUUAACACACAAAAACUGCGGCUUUGUCAACUUCGAACGCUUGGAGAGUGCCAUAUCUGCAAAGGCUUUGAUGAACGGGAAAGAAAUAUUCCCAGGAGCGGGACCAGUAAGAAUUAAUUUUGCAAAGCCCCCAUCUCCUUCCGGUACUCCUGGAGGUGAUGGACAAUUCCCAUCACCAAGCCCCGAUCCUUUUUUGAAAGGAGAAAAGAACGGCGAUGCUUCAGGUACUCCAACAGGUAUAAUAUCAAGACCAGGGACUGCCCCACUAGCUAUACCUGCCCUUGCAGAGAUGAAACAGGAAAUUUUAUCCAUUGUAGGAGAAUUUGGAGCGUCUCCAGAAGAAAAGGCAAAAAUAACUCGUAGUCUGGACGCCUCCAUCACUGAUAACAAGCGCAAGUCUGAGAUCCCCCCCAUACCAGAGCCCGGUCAUAACAGGAUUCAUGACGCUCCAAAAUUGCGCGACAUCCGAAAACGAAUUGACAAUCAAAGUUUAUCUGUGGCGGAAGUCGAAAUGAUAGCCUCAGCUAUGCUCCCUGAAAUUGUAGAAUUAUCUUCGGAUUACCUGGGAAACACAGUUGUGCAGAAGUUAUUUGAGCAUUGUUCGGAUGAUAUGCGCGACAUUAUGUUGGCUGAAAUUGCACCUCAUAUCACAGAAAUUGGUGUUCAUAAGAACGGAACUUGGGCCGCUCAAAAAAUAAUAGAUGUCUGUAAAACACCUAAGCAGAUGAACAUGAUCGUUAAAAAUUUGCGACCAUACACGGUCCCUCUAUUCCUGGAUCAAUUCGGAAACUAUGUAUUGCAAUGUUGUUUGAAGUUUGGCUCUCCCUUUAAUGAUUUUAUUUUUGAAUCUAUGUUGAGCCAAAUUUGGGAGAUAGCGCAGGGAAGAUAUGGUGCACGUGCCAUGCGUGCCUGCCUUGAAAGCCAUCAUUCGACAAAAGAACAACAACGAAUGCUAGCGGCGACCAUUGCUAUUCACAGUGUACAACUAGCCACAAGCGCAAACGGGGCACUUCUCUUAACUUGGUUUCUAGACACGUGCACAUUCCCUCAAAGAAGAUCCGUCCUUGUUCCUCAAUUAAUUCCUCACCUCACACAUCUUUGUACGCACAAAGUAGCUUACUUGACCGUUCUUAAAGGGAUAAACCAAAAGCAAGAACCAGAAGCGCGAGACAAGAUAUACAAGGCUCUAUUCUUCUCGUCUAAUGAUGAGACACUCGAGACCAUACUUUCGGAUCACGCUUGUGGCGCUACCCUAAUUUUUAAAGUGCUCACAACUCCAUUUUUUGACGAAAGUAUUCGUCCAGAAGUUGUGGAGAAAAUUAGAAAUGUCCUUAUUCGGCUUAAAGCUCAACCUGCUCAAUGUUAUAAGCGCCUCAUGGACGAGGUUGGUCUCUCUCCACGUGGGGUUAGUACUGGUCCUGCGCGUGAUCACGCCCCGAAUGGACCUAUGGACAGGCCCCGACCAGCCUCAACCCCAUCUCAAAUAGUCAAUCAGCAAAUGCCUCAACACUUUAAUGCUGCCCACUAUUCUCAGAUGCAAUCCUCGAGUUUUGAUAUGGGCGUGGCAAGACCAGAGAACAUGGAUGCGAACAUGUCUACAUUUCUCCCCUAUGGACCCAUGUUCAACAGCCCUGGUAUCCCCCCUUUGAAUUUACAGCAACUUCAGUACCAACAAGCCUUCCUCACCCGAGCUGCAUCUCCAAUGAUUAAUGUACAUUCAGGAAUGCAACCUGGUUUCGGAGGUUAUGGAAACGGUAGCCCUGGCCCUGAUACUUAUCGAAAUCAGUCACCCCAGCCUCCUUUGAACCCAGCUCACCACGCACCGCCUGGCUUUGGUGGUAUAGGCGCAGGAAUAGCUAAUUAUGGGUACGGUGGAACGAAUGGAAUGGGUAUGGCUUAUGGAUUCCAACAACAGGAACAACAGACCAUUAGACGAGUAAGAAAUUACCCAACUUCAUUAUAA